Molecule: messenger RNA, 2594 nt
Organism: Darwinula stevensoni
Lineage: Eukaryota; Metazoa; Arthropoda; Ostracoda; Podocopida; Darwinulidae
Source: the annotation of a GenBank genome assembly
UUGUCUCCCAACAGAAUGAAGCAUAAAUCUGCCUAGUUUGGAGAACCAAUGCCCCCAUCUCUUAUGGCAAAUUGAAGUCACAGUAGAAAGUCUGGUGUUUUUUCUGCUUGUUUUUUUUUUUAUAGUUGUGAGACUUUUUAAUUCUUGGUUGGUGUAUGGAGCAGCAGAAUGAGAUUUCAUCCUCCAUUGUGGAACAAGUAGAAGAUGGAUCUGAAGAGAGCAGUGAAACUUCUUUGAUAGAGAAGUCCAGCAAACAGGAUGAGAGGGGACACAGAGCAGAGCUGGAUCUCCAAGACCUGGGUUUUUCAGAGUAUUUUGACCCCAUGAGCUCUGGAAAUUUUAGUGAUGGGAGUAACCCAGAGGAGGAAGCCCCAACAGAGCAAACUAUACUUCUGAAGCGCAUCAUGAGCUGGGGAAUGCACUCUAACACAUCUGAAGGUGAAUCCUUUCGUAGCCUUCCCUCUGUGGCUGCAAAGUCUCCUAACCUUGACCUUGAAUCCAUUACCUAUAAUUAUGAUACCCUUCUUGAUCAAGGCCGAAAGCGAAAGGUGAUAGAGAAUGAAUUUAUUGGUGUGACUGAGGCUGAUGGCAAGAGCCAGCCUCAGCAUAACCAAGUUCAGGUGUCAUGGAAAUCUAAAAGCCCAUCUCAAGAACAGGACAUUCAUAUACCAAGAAAUUAUUUAAUAGAGCGAAAGAUCCUGACAGCAUCCCAUCGAGGCUUAAGACAGACUCAAUCCUUGUUCAAUGCCAUGAAUACCAAUGAUGAUCCCCCUGAAAAGACCUCAAGUCCAACAUGUUCAUCUUUCCCUGUUGGGAAACUACCAAAAUAUGGUAUAAUUAUGGAGGACUUAUCAUCAUCACUAUUCCUCAAGCAGCCUCAGUGUCAGUAUCCUGAAGCCCCUGACAUAACUGUGAAGAGGAACUGGAGAUUGUCUGAGCCUCUGGCCCUCUGUGAAUUUAGUGAUAGUCCUCAACUAUGUAAAGAUUCAUCCAAGUCACAUCUACCUCCCAUUUCUGAAGAGCCAGGGGAAGAGAGUCUGAAGGGGAAAAGAGAUGAUCAUGAAGAGGCCAGAUCAAGAGAUCCAAAAUGUAACCUUCAUCUACCUCAAUGCCCAACCCUCCUCUUUUCGUUGAAAUCAAUAGAAAAGAUUCAAGAUGGUGCUGGACAGGGUGAUAUGUUUUUUCAGGGGCUCCAAGCCCAGACUUCAAAUUUGGAAAUGGUACCAUUAAAAUCAGUCACAGCACAGCUCUGCAUCCCAGCAGCAUUUAGAGAACUUGCAGGCAAAGGAGAUGGAAGUGAAUGUUUUAGAGCUUUUGAUGAUUUGGAAAAAUCAGAACCUCCACCUAUUCCAGUAAAUGUUUCCAUGAAACCGUCAUCAAGUAGAACAGAUCAAACAAGCUUCCUGUAUUCAUUGAAUAACCAGAAUGUAUGGAGUCCUAGUGCUAAAAACAUUCAUUUGGUAAAGAGCAAUGACCUGGUAUCUGGUGUAAAACAAAUAUUCCUGUCCCAAUCCAGUUCUCAGAUGUUAGUCUCUCAGCAUGAAAACCUUUUGCCACUUCCUGAGCAUCAGUGUGAACAUGAGACCCCUCUGAUGCUCCAUCCAACUUACAUGGAUGAGUGGGUCAAUGAAGUAGUCAGCCAACUUCUGUCUCAGUUAAAAGUGCAUCUCAAGGAAGAGAAGAAACCAAGGGAGAGAAAUAAGAGCACCUCUUCAGAAUCCCAGGAUGACACUUCCACAUGCUAUGAAAACACCAGCUACACUAGAAACCAGAGUAAUGAAGAUUUCACUCUCAAGGAUGUGGCUUCUGACGUGUUCAUUGACCAGACCAUUGAGUUGCCUGACCAGCAUGUGGUAAAGCCAAUGGAUAGUGAAAGCUUUCAUAGUUAUGAAUUUGUCAAUUCAGGUGAUGAGGGAACCAAUGAUUGCAACAUGGUCCAAAAUCAUAUGAAAGGAAAAGGACAGGAAGUGAUUCAGAACUCUCUGGAUCAAAAAACACUGCCCAUUGAAACAGCUGGGCUGAUUAGCCAGAGGAGCCAUGGGUGCUCCAGCUCAGGCACAGGACUUGAUAGAAGCAUCCCAACACAAUUGAGACCAUCUACAAAUGCUCACUUUCAAACCCAUCUUACAUCAUGCCAGGCAGCACAGCUGACUGAAGAUGAGCACCACAUGGAUGAGGCUGUUUUGCAACAUGCAAAGAAACGUCAGAGCCUGCGUCAACCACUCCUGGGUCAAAUGCGGCAGUCAUUGACUUUAGAAGUUGAAAGCCGCACAAAACAGAUCAUUUUGGAGACAGAGGAUCUACACAAUUCUCUCCUUUACCUCCAGCAGCAGACAGAAACCCCCUAUAUGGAAACAGAGAAUACUUCUGAGCAGUCACAGCGUUUUCGGCGCACCAGAGGCUUCCGCGUGUGGUGUAAUCAGGAGGUGUUCGAGAUCUCACGCUGCCUGCAAGAUGUCAUUGGCCAGCUGGAGCAGCAAGAGACCCAGAACAUCAAAUUGGAAGUCCGUACACUUGUACUUCGGCGAAUCAAUGUCCUUCAGCUUCGAACCAAGCGACUGAUCAAGGUUGGCCUUAAUCUCACAUUUUCUUAA